UGAUUUAACACGUCACACCUAACACGGUCAAAAACGUAUUGCGAUUCAAUCUUACAGACUUCCAGCAUGUAUCUAGCCUAUCAUAGCUCCUAAAAAUGGUUAGCUAAUUUCUAAAACUACUUGCUUGAAUUACUGUCUAGCAAUUGGUUAGCACGUUUCGGCUGUUAACCGAGACAGUUACCCUGUUCAAUGAUAAAGUUCCAGGAAACAAACUACAUAUGUGAUAUCUCAACUGUUCACAAGACCAUGCCAUUGGUCAAUGUAUCUCCCUAUCUCAAAGUAUUGAAUUCAAGACUUAAAUGUAAGCUUUAGAUGGUAGUGCAUUUAGAUCUUACAGGUUUGUAUUAAAGCUCCUUACACUUAACUGUCUGAAAGGAAAAUGUAAUGAGAAAUCAUACACUUUCAGCCUGACUUUUAAAGCAUUAUUGGCAGUACAAAUGGGCCACGUUUUGAAGUAUACACUCCUGUACUGAGCAUGUCUCUGUGGCGCCACCUGGGAAGGGUUAGUCUGUUCUCAGUCCAAUGUCAACAGCGAAUCGCGUUCGUUCAUUUCCAAUGUGAGAUACAGCCUGUCCCAAUCACGUAGCGAGAUGACAAUGGACCUGGCCAAUCACAUCGCUACUAUCCAAUGUGGAGAUUGGACCUGGCCAAUCACAUCGCUACUUUCCAAUGUGGAAUGGAUGACGUACGUUACGCGCCAAAGCAAGCUCAAGCACAGCAAGCACAGCAACGCUCUGCAACAAACGGACGCCAUUGUUUUUUCCGCUUAUUCUACUUAGAAUCUAGCAGUACGAUUCAAUGAUGAGCAACAAGCCUAAAAGCCACAAGGGCCUGGGGGAAGGACAGUGGAUGGCAAGGCUGAGGGCAUUUGCCAGCUCAGGGGUUUGGCCUUCUGGAGGCAACAGACCAGCCCCUAGGCAGCGGAAGUGGUAUGCCCUCUAUCAGAAGAUUGAGAAUUGCCCCAUGCAGGUCCGUGGACAGUCCACUCUGUUUGGAGGGUCAGUGGCCUGUAACUGUGGCUUUCACGGUGCUAAGGAUGCACCUGGAGGAGUUCAGCUGGCCACUGCGGGGGCUGCAGCUUCGGUGUGGUUGCCAGCAGAGAUGUAUAAAAACAUCCCUGUCCAAGACCAGAGGUGGAUUUCAAACGCCAUCUUCCACUCUGGCAAACUGCGGCAAGACCUAAAGCUGUGGUACGAGCCCCCUGCCCCAGCCCUCAUCUACCACCAGACACCGACACCAGACCGCUUCUUAAACCACAGGCUGAUGGUGUGGAUGCCCUACCACCUGUGGAAGGUGAGGGUAACCUGCCCUGAGUGUGGGAAGCAGCUGACGGGGUACGGUGUCCACGAGAGGGCUCGGAAGGUCCUGGACAUCGACAGGUAUUACCUGAUGGUGACAGAGACACUCAGGUGCACUGUGUGUUCUGUGAACUACCUGUCCACCUCCGAGACUGUCCGGAAUCAGCUGGACCUGCCGCACCAGAAAAUGUUCCGGAUGAUCCUGACCCGCCAGUACGCCUGUGACAUCCGUGUCAUUCGCCUGCUGUGUGACCGGACUCUCGGGAACAGUCCAGCACGUCUGGUGAAGCAGCUGAAGGAGAACCAUGGGGAGGAAUGGCUGAACAGGUUAGCACACUAUCUUGGGGAGUGUGCUGAGUUUGUUGGCCGGCCAAGCCUCUUCCCAGUGGUGUGCCAGGAUCCCCCAGAGCCCAUUGAUGUGCCCACCAGUCGCUGGCUGCUGACGGUCUAUGGCAGGGACAUCCUCUCUCGCCUGGACCAUAUUAAAGCCAGCAUCACAUCAACGUUUGGCUCCAUCUUAAAGAUGGACUCAACCAAACAGAUCACAAAGAAGCUGGCUGGCCAUGCCAAGGGGACUGGUCUCUGGGUCACCUCCAUUGGGAACGAGGUUGGCCAGAUCGUGACCAGUGUGGUGACAGUGCAGGAGGGGCCAGGACUGGACAGGAUGGUGGCAGGAGUGAUGGAGCGGUACCGCCUUGCAGCUGUCGCACCCCCACUGCUGCUGUAUGUGGACUGUAACUGCUGCAUCAGUGAGGGGUCCACCACGCUGCAGAACAGGUUUGGGGAGUGGCCAGACCUCCAAAUACGGCUGGACAUCUGGCACUUCAUGCGGAGGCUGGCUGUUGGGUGUACCACCGACGCCCAUCCCCUCUACCCCACCUUCAUGAGCUGCCUCUCUGCCUGCAUUUUUGAGUGGGAUGCAGGGGACCUCUCUCUGUUGCAUCAGGCAAAGAGAGAGCAGCUCAGGCAGGAAGGUGUGCCAGCCAUUACUGAUGCUGCGGUGGAUGCCAGGAUCAGUAAGAGGGAGCUGAGCCAGUACUGCCGCAGGAGGACGCGCGGCGUGGAGGCCACCAUCAGCCUCAUUGGGCGGCUGCUGCAGCAACUGGGCGGGACCAAUGGGAAUGACCUGAUGGGGGUGCCACUGCUGGACCAGGUGCGCACGGAGCACAUCUGGCGUGUGCAGCAACGCCACGUCAGCUGCAUCCAGGACCUGCCUGGUGUGCAGCUCUACACCGAGACCGGCACCAUCAGGAAGGGAGGUGUGGUCCUCACCAGCUACCGCUGUGCCAGGGGGUCCACAUCCCUGGAGUCCUUCCACUGCCACCUGAACAGGUUCAUUCCAGGAACCAGUGCAAAUGCGCUGAAUUUUCAGCUCUACCUCCUGGAAGGCCUGAACAGGUGGAACCAGGACCGGGGGGCGGCGGCGGUGACCAGCAGGCCAUCGUCUCUGCUCACCUACUCCGGGGAUGUGACCCAGAGCGUCAACACCAACAACAUAAAGGUGUUUGGCCGGGCAUAUGUGCCAAACUUCAGGCCACCUUCCAAAUACACCGGAGAGCUGCUUGGUGUUGACUACCUCCUAAGUCAGACUGGGCAGCCCCUGAAGGUCAACCCUGACGCAGAGGAGACGGAGGACAUGCUGGAGGAUGUGGAGGGGGGUGAGGAAGUGGACGAGGGCAUUGAGGAAGACCAUAUACCUGACCUCAUGGUGCCAGGUCUCCUUGUUAACCCAACACAGCCUAUCUUCUCUCUGGCUGCUCCCUCCUCCGUGGCUGCUGCCUCCUCCCAGCCUGCUGCCUCCUCCCAGCCUGCUCCCUCCUCCCUGGCUGCUGGGGUAUGUUAA
Molecule: messenger RNA, 3141 nt
Organism: Eleginops maclovinus (Patagonian blennie)
Lineage: Eukaryota; Metazoa; Chordata; Actinopteri; Perciformes; Eleginopidae
Exons: 8
Coding region: 799-3141 (780 amino acids)
Source: RefSeq, a predicted model, not a curated record